Fomitiporia mediterranea MF3/22 is the source of this 2541-nucleotide messenger RNA. RefSeq names its product UPF0187-domain-containing protein. The transcript has 10 exons. The record is from RefSeq and is a predicted model, not a curated record. Bases 240 to 2114 code for a protein of 624 amino acids. Gene Ontology annotation, molecular function: chloride channel activity. NCBI's taxonomy places the organism in Eukaryota, Fungi, Basidiomycota, Agaricomycetes, Hymenochaetales, Hymenochaetaceae.
AUGUUUCUUUAUGACUUAGGAGCAGGCAUGGAGACAAAGGCGCCAAGCAACCAGGGGGACCCGGUCUCGUGUUUUCUUGGCUCAGGGCUAGUGCAGCUCCAGCUUCCUCCAUUGGUCGUCUGGUGUCCACACAGCCAAUUCAGCACGCCUUCGCAGCACUCCACCGCCGUCCAGCUGCUCUCUCUCUUUCAACGAGGUCAAAGUCCACAAAAUCUCUCCACAGGAGACAUUCCUUCUUGAUGUACCAGCAAAGGCCCUCAAAUCAUUUCAGUGGUGGCGACAUCGAAGCCGCAACGACACCAACACGUCUUGUCCAGGCCUUUUUUAAAUCCCUCCUCGCAACAGCUCUCUUUCGAUGUUGGCAUAUUCUACUCUUUUAUUUUGCCUGGGCGACGGUGAUAACGCUCAUUAACGUACAUGUCACCAGCUUGACAUUCGCUCCGACGCUUUUAACUGUUGUGGGUACCGUAUUGGGUUUUGUCGUCUCGUAUCGCACAACUUCGAGCUUCGAGAGGUACAAUGAAGGAAGACGAUAUUGGUCGCAGAUCAUGCUCGGAGCGCGGACGCUCGCGAGGGCAGUGUGGUUCCAUGUUCCAGAAUUGCCACCUCCGACUCCUCAAGACGAACAAGAGGGGCGUUCUGAAGAGGAGCGAAGGGCACGGUGCCUCAUCGAGAAGAAGACAGUUAUAAAUCUCAUCGAAGCAUUUGCUGUCGCUGUGAAGCAUUACCUACGCGGCGAAGAAGGCAUUGCCUACGUCGACCUCUACCACCUCGUCAAGUUCCUCCCAUCAUAUUCCUUCCCGACAGGCGUCAUACCAACAGAAUACGAAGCAGCAGCAAACCUCAUGCGUACACAGUCGUACCGUGAUGCUCAGCAGGAACAACAAGAGCAACAGCACGAGAAGCAUGGUAUCGAAAGGGGCACGAGUGACGCGACGUUUGCAGAUACUGACGGAGGGCUGAAUGGCGAUGGUGGGUUUGAUGCUCCUGUGAACGUGAGCAUCGAGCCUGGUACACCCGGAGGAACAUAUAACCCUGCAGCACCGUCAGACGGUGCACCGCAACCACACAUCUCACUUGGUGUACCGCUUCCUGCUCCCGCAACGACGACGAACAGGAAGACGUCCCGUCGAGCCCGCUCUUCCUUCCUUUCCUCGCGUCAAUCAAAGCACCAAAAACCCAAAUCAUCUCCAUUCCCAUCCGCCCUAAAUCGCACUCCGACGUUUAUCGCAUCUUCUGACGACCGAAACGUAACUCUUCUCCCUGCGUCUUUGCCGCCCAAGAACUCCGUAUUCGACAUUUUCCCGUUUUCACUUUUCGUGAAGAUGUUGACUACGAAAGGGAAGCAGGUUGAAGGGAAGAAGGCUGCGAAGCUGAGAGCAAAGACGGUUGUGACGACAAGGAAUGUCCCGCUUGAGAUUUCAAUGUAUCUGACGUCAUACGUUGCUACGAUUGCACAGAGGAAGGUGGUCGAUGUUCCGACGAAUAACCUCUUAAUCGGCUCUGUUAACCAACUUACCGACGCCCUCACUGGCCUCGAACGUAUCCUUACUACACCCAUCCCAUUUUCUUACUCGAUUCACCUAUGGCUGGUCGUGAUCAUCUACAAUCUCGCACUUCCAUUCCAAAUUUACUCGACGAUGAAAUGGCUGACGAUCCCUGCAACUGGGAUUGUGAGUUUCUUCUUCUUCGGAUUCCUUGUUGCUGGUGAAGAGAUUGAGAAUCCUUUCGGAUAUGACAAGAAUGACCUCAACAUGGAUCACUUCACGCACAACAUAAUCCGGAACGAACUGCGUGCACUAACGGCUUUCCCACCCCCAGCACCAGAGCUCUGGGCCUUCUCGCCACGGAACGACAGACUAUUUACAGUGUUCGACCCCCAUUUCGCUAGUGAGAAGAGUGGGUUGGCUGGGAUGUCCGGUUCGGCAGAAAGGGUGGUAGGAAUGCCGCCAAGGGGAGAUUCCAAUUUGAAUGUCGGAGGGGAAGCGGGGAUGCCGACUAGAAUGGACUCUGGGAUGAGCGUGCGUGGACGAUCGGGAGUUGGGUUGACCCCUGAGGAGUGGAUCCGACGCGGGACAGCAGCGAUGAGGGAUGCGUUGGCACGUGCUCGAUGAAUCGCAUUUUUUCAGACUGGGUUGAUGUUCUAGAUCGUGUGUUUAUUUGUCUCGUUCUCGGAAGGUGUUGACGAACCAGCACUAUGCAGAGCGGGAGGUGGAAGGGUAAAGCAGGCAAAGAGCGUAACGAGACAGCUACCAUUCAUAUUUCUUUUCGUAUCUUUCUGUUUCCGUGAUUGAAGGGUUAGAACCUGAUCCUUCAGAGUUUGCCCUCUCACACGAAUACCAUUGUCUCCUUUUAACUCGAGCAUUUUACAUGAUUCACUCGCAUCGGCAUACUUUCUCUCUCAUACUGAAUAUCACUCAUGGCUCUGGAUGAAAUUUCCUUCCACGUAUCAUCUCUUCAUGAGAUCUCCCUUUAUUACCCUGUAUUAUACCAAGCGAAACGUAUGUCGGUGUGAUAUAGCACAUGCAUGUCUUCCAAUGC